Colletotrichum spaethianum is the source of this 1338-nucleotide messenger RNA. RefSeq lists its product as uncharacterized. The transcript has a single exon. The record is from RefSeq and is a predicted model, not a curated record. Lineage: Eukaryota; Fungi; Ascomycota; Sordariomycetes; Glomerellales; Glomerellaceae. The coding region runs from base 1 to 1338 and encodes 445 amino acids.
AUGUCGAACCGCCGAGAAGCCAAUCGCACAGACGAGUCAACUCAAUCCAUGACACCUUCUCUGAUUGAGAAUGCCGCGGUAGCAGAGGAGUACAUUUCCUUUCCAAAAGUCAUCGAAGUCUCGGAGAACGAUACUCCGACCGUAACUCUGCAGCGUUAUCUAUCUGUGAACUCAGUUCUCAGCACCAAGUCUUCUUUCGCUAUUCGUCAACAAGAAGCUACAGAGAAAGACUUUCCUCUCGAGAUCAUCGGCGAGGGUUUCUGCGCGAUCGUUUACGACUUCCCUAGAAGUGGUCGGGCAAUCAAGGCGGCUAGACCCCAGAAAGACACUGACCUAUGGAACGACUUCGUCGCUCACUGCAGAAUAUGGGAGGCAACCAAAAACAAUACUUCAUUCUGUGUUCCGAGACCGUCAUACUUUGUUCUUGGUCAAGACAUCUCUGCCUGGAUGAUCGAGCACCGGCGUGAGAUCAAGACUCAAACAGAAUUCAAGUCAAUCCCGAGCGCCAUUUUACUCUCGGAGCGGAUCAUGCCUCUUCCAAGGGUCAUCAGACAAGCUCUAGUGGAAGUCUUCUGUCCUCCAAACGAGAAAAAACAAGCUGCAUCAGACCCACAGAACAAGAGCUGUCUAGUGCGACUCUACCUCGGAAUCCGCCGGCCUAACCAGAGAACUGAAGGUUCAUUCACGCUCCGUAACUUCGAACUCACACUGGACAAGAUGGACGUUCUUGGCAUUGAACCUUAUCAAUUUGUUCGACCGAUGGCGGAAGCGCUAGCUAUCAUGCACUGGACUGCGCAACGCGAUGCUUACGACGUCGAAUUCGUUCUCGGAAGCUCGCCUGAGCGUCGCAUCAGCGCAGAUGAGCUUGACUCUAUUGAUCUGGAAGGACGCAUGAUUACAACUUGGAACAGAACCCAAGUUGGAUCUGCCAACCUGAACUUUCUCCGACGUACAGUAAGCGUUUGGCUAUUGGAUUUCAAUCAGUGCCAACGCAUGGCUCCGACUCCACUCGGAGUUGACAACGCCGUCAAAGCUUUCUGGGAGAACGAUCCCUACUUUCCCAGACCAAACCAAGACUCAUCUUCGACUGAGGCAAAGCUUUGGCAAGAAUUUAAGGGGGUUUAUCUGGAGAAGAGCUAUGAAUGUCUCGACGCUACUGCAACUCUUCCCAGCGAAUUUAUUCUCAAGGUGGAGCAAGAAGCGAAGAAGAGAAUGCCAUCCUCUUUGGUUCUUCUGGGACCCCCGAAGUCAAGCACGCCAAGUACACCAUCACCUAGUGCAUCCUCCUCGAAGAAUGAUAAGAAAAAGGCGAAGCACCAGAAGUACAUCAGCAUGUAA